AUAUUCAUACACCAUAACCCUCCUCACUUCUACACUCACUCACACAAUCAUGGCUAGCUCAAUGUUUAUCAAAGUUACUUUCUUGGCUAUGAUAUGCUUGGUUUUAGAUAUUCCCUUAGCCAAUGCCGGCCAAACAUGUGAUGAAAUAAAAUUCACUUUAUUACCAUGCGUUCCGUAUAUUAGGAACCUAGAACCAACUGUACCCGUAAUAUGUUGCAAUGGCCUUAGGACUGUUACUGACCAAGCCAGAACUCUCCCUGAACGUAAAUAUGCUUGCGAAUGCAUUAAAUCGACUUUAACCAUCAUACCUGGACUCAAUCUUAAUGCCAUUCAGGGUCUCGCUAACAAGUGUAGUGUCAAAGCGGCUUUCCCAAUUGGUCCCAACGUAGACUGUAGCAAGAUAAGCGUUGAGCUCUGAGCUUGUAGGGUUUGCAGGGUUUGCACUUGAUGAAUAAGUAAUGAACUUGGUUUGGUAGUAACCAAGACAGAAGAUGUUUUGAUUUCUCGAAUAUUGUAAUUGAAUUCCCACUAGGGAUCACUAUAUUAUGAGUUUACGUAAUAAUUGAAAUAAAAUUUUAUCAGUUUCGGCUCGAAAUAA
This is a messenger RNA of Vicia villosa (hairy vetch), 598 nucleotides long. Its product is annotated as non-specific lipid-transfer protein 1-like. Gene Ontology annotation, biological process: lipid transport. Bases 50 to 418 code for a protein of 122 amino acids. Lineage: Eukaryota; Viridiplantae; Streptophyta; Magnoliopsida; Fabales; Fabaceae. The transcript has 2 exons. The record is from RefSeq and is a predicted model, not a curated record. Gene Ontology annotation, molecular function: lipid binding. Gene Ontology annotation, cellular component: membrane.